Choloepus didactylus (southern two-toed sloth) is the source of this 1141-nucleotide messenger RNA. RefSeq names its product homeobox D10 (gene HOXD10). Gene Ontology annotation, cellular component: nucleus. The transcript is spliced from 2 exons. The record is from RefSeq and is a predicted model, not a curated record. Gene Ontology annotation, molecular function: DNA-binding transcription factor activity, RNA polymerase II-specific; RNA polymerase II cis-regulatory region sequence-specific DNA binding. Bases 64 to 1086 code for a protein of 340 amino acids. Lineage: Eukaryota; Metazoa; Chordata; Mammalia; Pilosa; Megalonychidae. Gene Ontology annotation, biological process: regulation of transcription by RNA polymerase II.
UGUUUUCCUAGAGAUGUCAGCCUACAAAGGACACAAUCUCUCUUCUUCAAAUUCCUCCCCAAAAUGUCCUUUCCCAACAGCUCUCCUGCUGCUAAUACUUUUUUAGUAGAUUCCUUGAUCAGUGCCUGCAGGAGUGACAGUUUUUAUUCGAGCAGCGCCAGCAUGUACAUGCCACCACCUAGCGCAGACAUGGGGACCUAUGGAAUGCAAACCUGUGGACUGCUCCCGUCUCUGGCCAAAAGAGAGGUGAACCACCAAAAUAUGGGUAUGAAUGUGCAUCCUUAUAUACCUCAAGUAGACAGUUGGACAGACCCGAACAGAUCUUGUCGAAUAGAGCAACCUGUUACACAGCAAGUCCCCACUUGCUCCUUCACCACCAACAUUAAGGAAGAAUCUAAUUGCUGCAUGUAUUCCGAUAAGCGCAACAAACUCAUUUCUGCUGAGGUCCCUUCGUACCAGAGGCUGGUCCCCGAGUCCUGUCCCGUUGAGAACCCCGAGGUUCCUGUCCCUGGAUAUUUUAGACUGAGUCAGACCUACGCCACCGGGAAAACCCAAGAGUACAAUAACAGCCCCGAAGGCAGCUCCACUGUCAUGCUGCAGCUCAACCCUCGCGGCGCGGCCAAGCCGCAGCUCUCGGCCGCCCAGCUGCAGAUGGAAAAGAAGAUGAACGAACCCGCGAGCGGCCAGGAGCCCGCCAAAGUCUCCCAGGUGGAGAGCCCCGAGGCCAAGGGCGGCCUGCCGGAGGAGAGGAGCUGCCUGGCUGAGGUCUCCGUGUCCAGCCCCGAAGUGCAAGAGAAGGAAAGCAAAGAGGAAAUCAAGUCUGAUACUCCAACCAGCAAUUGGCUCACUGCAAAGAGUGGCAGAAAGAAGAGGUGCCCUUAUACUAAGCACCAAACGCUGGAAUUAGAAAAAGAGUUCUUGUUCAAUAUGUACCUCACCCGCGAGCGCCGCCUAGAGAUCAGUAAGAGCGUUAACCUCACCGACAGGCAGGUCAAGAUUUGGUUUCAAAACCGCCGAAUGAAACUGAAGAAGAUGAGCCGAGAAAACCGGAUCCGAGAACUGACCGCCAACCUCACCUUCUCUUAGGUUCGAGGCCUGGCGGAGGCCGGGAUCUGAGAGGGGUCACCCGUUCUGGGGCCGA